Eublepharis macularius is the source of this 3280-nucleotide messenger RNA. RefSeq names its product ring finger protein 112 (gene RNF112). Bases 267 to 2180 code for a protein of 637 amino acids. The record is from RefSeq and is a predicted model, not a curated record. The transcript has 14 exons. NCBI's taxonomy places the organism in Eukaryota, Metazoa, Chordata, Lepidosauria, Squamata, Eublepharidae. Gene Ontology annotation, molecular function: GTPase activity; GTP binding. Gene Ontology annotation, biological process: endoplasmic reticulum organization; protein homooligomerization.
CGGAGCUCCGGCGCCGAGUUUCCUUCCUUCUCCCUGCUCCGCCCCGCACCUGCUCUGCCGCCCACUGCCGGCCAAUCCGCGCUGCCCUCCGCGCGGCUUCGGCGAAGGAAGGAAACUGCCGCGGCCCCAGAUUGCCGCAAGAAUGUUUUUACUUUCGCUUCUCCGCUCCUCGCCCCGGGGCCUCGGUGUGCUCGCGGAUCCGGAUCGGGGACAGGAGGAGGGACAUUUAUCUCAACGGAGACAGGUGGCACCACAUUUGCUGCAGGAUGGGAAACACAAACACUAAACCGUCAGCUUCACCCCCACUCCCCGCAAAGAAGCCCUCAGGAGGCAUGAUCUAUGCCCUGCAUCAAGACAUCAUAUGCUCCAUCUGCCUGGAACCCUUUGAGGACCCAGUCUCCAUCGACUGUGGGCACAAUUUCUGCAAGGUCUGCCUGUCUGCCCACUGGAGCGGGUUCUCACCCCAUGGAUAUCGCUGCCCUGAAUGCCGCCAUCCCUGCAGCCCUGAGAGGAUGAAACCAGAUACUCGAUUGCGAAACCUGGUGGAAAAAAUCGGACAGAUGCCUCUGCAGGAGAUGGAAAGGGAGCUGGAGGUGAUAACAGCUACAGGGCAGUCAACAGGACAGGCGGUGCAGUUGGUGGGCUUGGAUGACGAAGGGAAUCUCUCCCUGGAUGAGGAGGCCCUGAGCAGCUGCCUGGAGCAGGAGCUGGUGAAGGAUGCUCCCAUCUGCCUGAUCUCCAUCUUGGGGGAGCAACGCCGUGGCAAAUCCUUCCUGCAGAACUUCCUACUGCGGAGGCUUCAAAACUUGGGAGCUGAGGAGGAGUCAUGUUUGGGCCAGGAAGAUGAACCACUGACAGGAUUUGAGUGGCAACCUGGUCCUAAUAGCACCACCAAAGGGGUGUGGUUGUGGAGUCAGCCAUUUUGGAUCACCAGUGAACAGGGAAAGGUAGCCGUGUUUUUGAUAGACACAGAAGGUUCUCUGGAUCUGGAGAGAAGCAAGGAAGCUAGCACCAAGCUCUCCACUUUCUCUAUGCUACUCAGCUCCUAUCAGAUACUCAAUUUGUCUACCAUGGUGAAGGAAACAGAUUUGGAAUACUUGGAAAUGUUUGUCUACGUAGCUGAGGCGGUGGGACGUGGCUGCGGCUUAAAGCCCAUUCAGCAACUUGAUCUCUUAGUGCGUGACUGGUCGUUCCCACCAAUUUUUGGACUAAAGGGAGGCCAGGCAUACCUCCAAAAGGUCAUACAGAAGCUGGAGUCUGAUACUUGCAAGCACCCACGAGCGCUGGAGACACUCAAAAGCAGCAGCACUCACUGUUACCUGAUGCCCUUCCCUGGCAAGAAGCUGGUGAUGGGAACUGAGGGCACCCUAGCAGACAUGGAUGAUGAUUUUCGGGAAACUUUGAAGGAUUAUGUAAGUGGUUUAGCCAAAUCAGCUGGUACCUAUUUAAAGAGAGACCAGACGGGGGCUGCUCUUACUGGAGCCCAAUUUGCAGCCAAGAUAAAGCAUUUAUCAGCUCUCAUGAAGCAACAUCCACUUCACUUUACUUCACCUGUGAAGAUGGACAUCAUCUUUAAAAACCUGAAUACUGUUGGGACCCUGCAGAGCAAAUUUACAGAGUUCAUUAAGGAGCAGGAUCAGCUCUCACGCCCCCUAUUUGCAGGCCUAAAAGUCCUACCAAGCACCAUGGCAGAGCGUCUCAAAGAAAAGCAACAGGAGCUGGUCAAAGAGUGCGAGGCAACAUUAGAGGGAGAAGAGGAAGACCGGACAAAUUCCAGAUUGUCAUUAGAGUCCAACAUGCAGAGGGAAGCUAGGGAUUUCCUGGAACGUUAUGGGCGUCGUUACAAAUCCCAUGCCCUUACAGCAGGGGUAGCUUUUGGAGUGGGUGCCGUGGGGUUGACAGGUGGGGUAAUUGGGGCUGGUGUGGCAGGCGCUAUCUUGGCUGCAGAAGCUCUUGUGCUGAGCACAGGAACGGCUGCCACAGUUGCCAUUGGGGCCUUGGCUGGGACGGGCACUUUUGCAUUAGUUGGAGGAGGAGUAGGGGCAGGUGUAGGGAGCAGAAUAGGGGAGCGUAGGGCACAGGAGGCCCAUAGAAUGUCUGAAAGAGAUGUGGAGGUUGAAGAGGUUGAGGAGGAAAUGUCAGACCAAAUGUUUCUUAUUGGUCAACAGGACACACCUUAGUGUUGGCAACAAAGCUGUCCUGAGGCCUACCCUUUCAUCUGCAGCCAAGUGGUAGAUUAUACCAUCAUCUGCAUUCCCUUCUGUUGUCAGGGAGAUAUGGAUCCUAGGGGUGAGGGGGGGAUAAAUGUUGUAAUCGAUCCUCUGUCCCAUUAACUGUGAAAAAUUUAUCUCCCCCUAAUAGUUAUGGAAUAACAAUCUGAGGUGCAUUCCUGUAUUCAUCGCCAUGGAGAUAUGACCUCAUUAGUGAUGGCUGAAAACAUAGCAGUGUGACCUUCUGUGUUCUCUCUGACAGUAUGUGAGGGAAUAGCGUUCCCCCAAUUUCCCUUUAUCCCUCUUCAAGAAGGGAACAGGGAACCGCAAACCUAUUGGAGAUCAGCAGGCUUUUGUCAGGCUAACAAGCCACUUUUCCUCUCUCGCACCUACCCUGAGGAAACGAACAAAGUGGAGAGGGUGGGGAACUAGGUCUGUCUCUUUUCCGUUAGCUCCGCUUUAGGAAUAGCUUGAGCUGGGGAGCAACCGGGUGACAUUUUUAUCACUGUGCUGGGCAUUCUGAGAUGAACUUGCCAGCACAGAGCAAUGUAUUAUCCAGCUCUCUCAAAAAAGUGCUUUGCAAUAGCCAGUUUCUCCCUUCAUCCUCUGCCGAAAAGAGUUGUCAGAUGGCAUUUGCCAUGGGAUAGAGCUAAGGGGUUUUUUUAAAUGAAAUUCAGCUGUACCUCCUCCCCCUCUUGCUGUGAUUUUAGGACUUGGUGUUAACUUGCAGCACCCUCAUACUCUGUCUCUGUGGUGCACAUUGUGUGGAUAAUUGAUUAACAGAUUUUCCUUGUCUCUGGCGCUGCAGCAAGGGCUUAGGAGAAAUUUGUGUUGCCUCAGAGGAAUGAAGCCCCAUCCUCAGGAAAGACUUUCCUCACAGUAGCCUAUUUUGAUGUGUCCAGAGGCACAGAGUAGGGCGCAAUGUCUUCUGAGAUACUCAACUGAGUUACUGUCAGAGACAUUUCUCAAUUUGAUCCUAAGUGCCUUGAUUUUUAUGGCUGCCGAAAGCUUGUUCCUGCUCACCUAGCCUCUCUUGGUUCAUCUUUUGGGAAAUACAUUUAUUUAUUUCA